GUCACAAGUUGCCCUUCAGUUCCUUUGCCGACUGCUACGAGUCGCUCGUCGUCGAGCUUUUCGCGCGACCUUGCGGUUAAUUGGAGAAUUUUCACCUCCACCUCUUCGGCUGAUACCUCCUGAACAUUGUGAUUGUGCGACCUACGAUGCUUAUUAUUUGGCAAUACGAGUGAUGUUUCGGUAUGGGUGACACGUCGCGUAAAGUUAAAAACCCGCUGCUUUCGGCUGCAGGGGUAGGUUUUCCCUUUGAGGAUUUUUCUGGGAACGUUGUGUUAAUGCCCGUAACUCCAGCUACUUCAUCGGUUCUUCAAGACGAAGGUGAAAUCGCCAGCUUCGUAGGGCAAACAAAACCAGCCCCGUCAUCAUCGUACCCGAAGGAAUUCAACGCCGGGCAGAACGCCCUUCCGGAGCAUAGUCCGCGCCACCCGCUACUCCCUCCAACUCAGCAACAGCAACAACAACAACAACAAAGCGCGCCCGUUACAUCUGAAAUUUGUUUGGCACCGACCGACGAACACCGAGAUUCAAACGCCGAAUCGCAACCCCAAAAACAGGGGUACCUCUCCUCCCUUCUCUCCUCGCUUCCGAAUAUCUCCCUGGCUUCUAUAACCGGCGAUCGAGAGGACGCCUCCGCGAGAUCCUCCCUCAAAGAUCAGUCAGGAUCUUCGGAAUAUCCUACCGUCUAUCCGUAUUAUAACCCGUCACCUGGCCAACCUUCGUACCCGAGCAACGUGGGACCACCCAACCAGCAAAUAAAUCCUUACGAAACUCCCGCGACCGCCCGAGCUCCUGGUAAUUGGUACCAACCCGAAAAUACCUCUGGCGGUGCGCCGUUUCCGCCCGCAAAUAUCCCCUCGACGUCGUCACCAACGGUUCAACCACCACCUGUCGCCUUGCCACCGACUGGGACUCCGUCGUCGUCUUAUCGGCUGGGAAAUCAGCGUCGCUUGAAGUACGCGCCUCCUCCUGAUCUGACGACUUCAAAUCCUCGCGGCGGCGAUAUUCCCGCGAAUUUACCCCCGCUGCCGUCGUUCCCUUCUGUCGCGACGCCCUCGCUUUACCAUCAAAUACCAGCGGCUCAGAGCACCCCGUCUUACCCUACAAGUUUCGAAUCCAACAUACCUCGGAACUUUAAUCGUGAAUCAACGCGAUCCAGCCCCGGCGUUGAUGUUACGAGGGUGACGUCUCCGCAGAGCAUACCUUCGAGGAUUUCGAGCAUCGACGCCAACGUAGAACCGGCAACACCGCAAAACACCCCUGCGAAUCCGACCCACCUUUCCGGAUUUGGUCCGCCGACCUCUGGACUCGAUUCUUGGAGUCUGUCCGCCUCCGCGAAUCCUUGGAAAAAUACCCCGGAGACGAAUAUCCGACCAAAAAACACCGAGGAUGACGUCCUCAAGGAAGUAGACCUUCGGGAAGCUUCUCCGGCACCGUUACUUCCGGUUCCAUCUGCCCCGGAGAGUAGCUCUGCCCCAAAGAGCGAAGCAAGGCCAGCUUCUUCUUCACCUUUCGCCCCAAUAUCUGCGGCGAGGGUGUCGGAGAAGCUCGAACACCUUUUAGCAGAGAGGAAGGACUUCUUUCCCGAGUCGCCGGUUUCCUUGGGAAACGAUCCGGUCGACUUGAAUCCGACGGAGAAACCCGUGGCGCAGGAUAUCGGCGCGCAAACUAUUCCUGCUACUCCUGUAACGGUUCCGGGAGACGCGAAAAGCCCGGAUACAGCAGGGGCGCGAAAUACCGCUGUUAAGAAUUUAGUCGAGCCUAGAAGCACCGCUAAUUAUUUUUCUCCCGCCCACCACGCCGAGUUCCAAACCCCGAUUCCCAGCUUCUACGACCCAAACAAGUCCCUCGGACAAAUUAAGACACCACCGGGAAUUCCCGGUCUCGUUCCCGAAGCUUCGGUCAAGGUCCCCGAAGCCGCGCCGGUACCAACGUUUUAUAAUCCAACGCAGUACACCCCCGCGGGAAACCCGAAAGCGAACGCAAACGCGAACUUGCAGAACUUGCAGCCUUUUUCGUCCCUCGGAAUUAUUCCCGGUGAAAACUUUUCCCAGAACUUUUACACCCCGUCGAAUCAAAUAAAUCCGGGAAGCACCCUCGCGGGUGUUAAUUUUGGCCGUGACGAUACCGCGUCUUAUUUUUUACCACCGUCACCGCCUAUGGCAGCUGCAGUACCCGAACCCACGGGAUCCGCGACCUUAGACCCGAUUCAAAUGUCAGUCAAUCCCCUGGGAAGUUCCGGAUAUUCUAAUAAUCUGGACAACGGACUCACCGCUCUACCCCCCAGUCUGCAUAAUUUGGCUGCAGGUGGAACGUCAACGAUCAAGCAAAUGCCGUACCGUCCGGUAUACCAGCAUUGGUUCCUCCGCAAGGAGGUGGAGACCAAAGUCCUUUGGCUCCCGUUUUCUAUGCAGGAUAGCUUGAACCUCGAAGAGGUUCACAAUUCGAACGAAAUCACACCGGAGACCAAAGUGCCGACCGACGGUGGUAGAUACGACGUAGAUAUUCUGGGGCGACUCAGGACUCCCGUUUACUGGACUGGGAAGCCGAACGAAGUCAGGAGGUGCUCCUGGUUUUACAAAGGCCCGGCCGAGUCCCGGUACGUACCCUACGAGGAGAACGUAGCCGCGAGACUCGAGGAGGAGUACCGACAGGCAUUCACCUCCGAUAUUUGGAACAGGCGAAUCGAACUCAACAACGGAGAGUACAUCGUAUUUCAUAGUUCGACUGUUCAAGUUCAUUAUCUGCAGCCCGGUUCGCCGGAACUCACCGCAACGUGGGGAAACAACGGGGGUUCAGAGGACAGUACGUAUUUGCAGGGUGCAACGUUGAGGCCGCGUGUCGUGAAGCGAGGUGUCGACGAAUUCAACAUUGACGAGGGUGAACCAGAUCAAGUCGAUCACCUGCUUUUCCUCGUUCACGGUAUCGGGAGCGUCUGCGAUUUGAAAUUCCGAAGCGUCGAAGAAGUUGUCGACGAGUUCCGGAGCAUAUCACUUCAGCUCGUGCAGUCGCACUACCGUACCGCCAGUGAAAACGGUACCGUCCACAAGAUAGAAGUACUUCCGAUAUCUUGGCACACGACUUUGCACUCGGAGGAUACCGGGAUUGAUAAAAAACUGCAGGCGAUUACGUUGGAUAGUAUUCCGAAGCUGAGACAUUUUACGAAUGACACUUUAUCAGACAUACUAUUUUAUACGAGUCCAAUCUACUGUCAAACCAUCAUGCAGACCGUCGGAAACGAAAUGAACAGGCUCCACGCUCUGUUCAAAAAAAGAAACCCUACGUUCGAAGGCGGCAUCUACGUCGGAGGUCAUUCCCUCGGUAGUCUCAUUCUCUUCGAUUUGCUAUGCCAUCAGAAACCGCCAAAGGAAGAAGAGACCGUUGAGAAGGUCGACGAGGAGAAGGAAAAGAGCAUCGUUCCCUCCGACGGUGUUAGCGAGGACACCGUCGGUCCUAUAAGGGAGACGAAACCGAUUUUGAAGCGUCGCUUGAGCCGAAAAAUCAGCUACGUUAUGGGAUCAGCGGGGACGGGUCAACCCUUCAUUAAUUAUCCCCAACUAAAUUUCAAUCCGAACGCAUUUUUUGCGCUGGGUAGUCCGAUCGGUAUGUUCGUAACCGUACGAGGUAUCGAUACACUGGGUGAGGAAUUCGCGCUGCCUACGUGCCCUUCAUUUUUCAAUAUAUUUCAUCCGUUUGACCCCGUCGCCUACCGGGUCGAGGCCCUCAUCCAUCCGGAUGCUAGCAAAUUACGUCCGAAGCUGAUCCCACAUCACAAGGGACGAAAGCGAAUGCACCUCGAAUUGAAGGAGACGAUGGCUCGAGUUGGCGCUGACUUGAAGCAGAGGCUUUUAGAUUCGGUGAGGAAUACGUGGAACUCGGUUUACCAGUUAGCGAUGUUUCACAGGCCCGACAAUCAGGCGCUUGAACGAGAAAUCGACAAGGUGGUUGAGGAGCAACUGCAGAGUGCGUCUAACGAACCAGAAACCUCGCAGCAGCAGACCGACGACUCGGGAGAUGACAUAAAAAUCGGAAAAUUGAACGGCGGUAGAAGAGUCGACUACGUACUCCAGGAAGCACCCUUCGAGUACAUCAAUGAAUAUAUUUUCGCACUAACCAGCCACGUUUGUUAUUGGGAAUCGGAGGACACGAUGCUGUUGAUUCUUAAAGAGAUUUAUGGCUCAAUGGGAAUUCAAAGCGACGCUCAACUCCCCCAGCAAACAUUGACAAUAGAGAGAGCAUCAUCGCCUUCCCCACUAAUGAAUCGAGCAAAUACCUCCACCUACAGUCCCACCUUCCCGUCGCCUGGCGUCAGCGCGGCUAGAAUCGACGGUAAAAGUCCUGCACCUUUUAUAAUGGGAAUGGAUCCGACAGCACCGAUAAGCGACCGACCCGUGGGACCACCACCCACCUCCGGAUUCAUGCGAAAGUCGUGAUUCAAUGUCGCUCCCCGCAUGAUUAGGAACUAAAAACCUGCUCAACUCGUAUGAUGUUUUCACGAAACGGCGUACGCCUUUCUACCAUGAAAUAAGUGUCGUGUGAUUAUCGAAUAUACUAUUAUAACUCUACAUACGAGAAAAAAGGAUAAUAGUGAAAUUACUACGAUAAACGUACACCGCGUUGUCGUCACAGACUUCGCGUGAAUAUCGAAAGUUUCGGGAAUUUUGUGCAUGUGUAAAUCACGAAAGCACCGAUUAACUCCGUGUUACGUAAGUUUGAAAAAGCCUUAUUCACUCACUUUCAACGUACACGGAUGUAUUUGAAUACUUCUGCGUAUUUUAUAUUAAUCAUAUAUAGCGGCUUUCUGUAUUAAAUCAAUACCGUUGUUGUUGUUGCCACGAAUAUCACAUGUACGCGUACAAUUUUUUUUUUCUCCUUUUUUUUCACAUUGCAAUUACUUCCAAAACAAAAAAUGAAAAUCUAUGCAUAGGUAUCGCAAGAUAAAUUGCUGAGACGGUAAUCAAACGUUAAAAAUACCUUUGAGACUGUAGAUAGGUAACAAAAUAAUAAUUAUCUUCAGAUUUUUCCCUUUUUAGAUGUUUUUUUUUUUUCUUCUUCAAAUAUACUAAGAAAAUAUAUUAUUUAUUAAAUUUGCGAUACAUAAAUAUGUAUAUUUUUAAUAAAUCGAUAUUCUUCUAAAUGUUGA
Molecule: messenger RNA, 5140 nt
Organism: Athalia rosae (coleseed sawfly)
Lineage: Eukaryota; Metazoa; Arthropoda; Insecta; Hymenoptera; Athaliidae
Product: SEC23-interacting protein-like
Exons: 9
Coding region: 183-4430 (1415 amino acids)
Cellular component (GO): COPII-coated ER to Golgi transport vesicle
Molecular function (GO): metal ion binding
Source: RefSeq, a predicted model, not a curated record